Messenger RNA from Sardina pilchardus (European sardine), 2575 nucleotides. It is a transcript of the gene cnr2, whose product is annotated as cannabinoid receptor 2. Gene Ontology annotation, biological process: adenylate cyclase-activating G protein-coupled receptor signaling pathway; regulation of metabolic process. NCBI's taxonomy places the organism in Eukaryota, Metazoa, Chordata, Actinopteri, Clupeiformes, Clupeidae. The record is from RefSeq and is a predicted model, not a curated record. Gene Ontology annotation, molecular function: cannabinoid receptor activity. Bases 123 to 1250 code for a protein of 375 amino acids. The transcript has 3 exons. Gene Ontology annotation, cellular component: plasma membrane; cytoplasm.
GUCAGUGUGCUGCUGUCAAUAUAAGAGCUGGAUAUUGAUUGUGUUAGUCCGUUCCUCGUUAAACAAAAAUAUUGGUGGUGCUCUUAGUCAAACAGGAGCAAAAGUGAAGCCAUCUCAAAGUCAUGGAUACCACAGAAAAUUCAUUGGAGGCCACAUCAUCAUGUCUUAAUGACUGCUCCCUAGCGGCACUCGCAGGAAAUGAAUCACUACUGAAGAGGUACUAUGUGCUCAAUGAGACUGAGCGGACGGCCAUCGGCUUCAUCCUCUUAGUGACCGGUCCCGUCACUCUCCUGGACAACGUCCUGGUGCUAGGCAUAAUCUGCUCCAGUGCCACACUACGCCGGCGGCCCUCCUACCUGUUCAUCGCCAGCCUGGCGCUGGCCGACGCCUUCGCCAGUUGCUUCUUCACCACCAGCUUCCUCGACUUCCACCUCUUCCAGCGGCCAGAGACUCAAGCCGCCUACCUUUUCAAGCUCGGGGGCGUGACCAUGUCCUUCACAGCCUCCGUGGGCAGCCUACUCCUCACGGCACUGGACCGUUACCUCUGCAUCUACCAGGCGCCCAUUUACAAGGUGCUGAUGACGCGGCAGCGAGCGCUGCUGGGGCUGCUGGCUUUGUGGACCAUCACCCUCCUUAUCUCCUUCUUACCACUGAUGGGCUGGAGCUGCAAUGGUGAGCUUAGGUGUCCAUGCUCCGACCUCUUCCCCUACGUGGACGACCGCUACUUGGCCUGCUGGGUCAGCUUCAUCCUGGUGGUUCUCCUGCUCAUCAUCGUGUCCUACACUUUGAUCCUGUGGAAAGCCCACCAACAUGAGGCGUCGGUCACUGGCCUGCAAGGGCAGGUGCGCAUGCGGAUGGACAUCCACCUGGCGCGGACGCUGGGCCUCAUCCUGGUGAUCAUGGUGGGCUGCUGGCUGCCGGCUCUCUCCUUCAUGCUCGCUGAUGUGUCUGCAGAUCUGUGCCCUGACCAGCAGAGGGCGUUCGCCUUCUGCAGCACCCUCUGUCUGGUGAACUCGUCUGUCAACCCCUUGUUGUACGCGCUGCGCUGCAGGGAGUUGAGAGUGGAGCUGUGUCGGAUGUUUAGACGGCUCUGUGUAUCAUGGAGGUGCAGAUGUGGCGCAGAGGACCAGGGCAGAGAAGACAGGAGCAACUGUAGCUCAAGUGUGGACAACGAGGAAAGAAAGAGCAGGUAUGCUGUGUCUGUGUGUAAAGAGAUAGACCAGAGACAGCACAGCACAGCUGAACAAUAAGGUUCAUGUUAAUGUGAGGGACACUUAUUUUCUAAUGGCGUUUGAUGUGUGGUGUGUUUUGUUUUGUUUUGUUUUGUUUUGUUUGUUUUAAUUAUAGUCAUCUGUUUUCAGUAAGACAAAAGGCACAUUAUAGUAGAUACAGUAAAUACUGAAGUGAAGUAGUCAUUAAGGAGUUUAACAUUUUUGAUUCCUGAUCAAGAACUUGUACACAUAGAGCACCUCUGUGAGGCUCCCUAAAAAGUUUUUCUUUUGCCUUAAAAUAAUGUUUCCAAAAUCAUUUUGUUGGCACAUAAACCUCUUAAUUGGGCGAACGGCACUUCUGUCACACUCUGCAGGUAUUAUUGCUUGUAAAAUACAUAGCUAUAGGAAUAUGCUAUAAAAAAAAAAAAUGAAAUGAGCUGCUACAGACUGCAGAGUUCAAAUAGAUAGCUACUUAGAAGAAUUUGGAGCUCUGUUUCUACAGACUGAUGUCGGUGCAUUCCUUCUAUAUUGUAUCGGACUUAUGUUUACAGUUUGUUGUAUUUUGACGCACAUUUAGUUAAGUUAUUAUUGCGCUUCUUAAUUGUAGAGAGACCUCGACAGCAAAUCUUCUUUAGUGCAGCUUUAAGUUGUAAGAUUGUAGCAGUAUGGCCUCUCAAGAUAGAUAGAUAGAUUGUAUAUUAUCAUAUUAAAGAAAGCUGUUACCAAUUUUUGUAUAUAACAUUGUAUUUAUCAUGUGGUUUAUUAAUACAGGAAUUGGAAGACACAAUAACACACCAAGCCUCUCUCAACAAUGUGCAGCAUCAGACCUAGAGUGUGAUUUUCAUUUCAUUUUCAUAACCAUCAUUAUCAUGCAGUCUUGAGUAUUACAUCCAAAAUGUCUGUCUCCAUCAGUGUAAUUAAAUAAUUCCAUACUGACUAUUGUAGAUAAAUAACAAAAAAAUGUGUGUGUAUUUUUAGAUUUUAGCCUGUGUUUAAAAUGUGCAGAUGUCAUGAAAUGCCAAUGUCCUUUCAGAUCAGUCCUUCCUGCAACAGUUUUCAUUGAAGCCUGAGGUUAGGGCUUCAUUUGAUUUACAAGGAGAACCAUACACCAGUCUGACCUAUGGCACUGUUUUAAAUCUGACCUUUCCCUUUCUGGAUUGUGUGUCACAUUGUGUGUGUAGAGCUCUUUGUGUGUGUAGAAACAUGUAUUUUUCAAGUUUGUCUACUCUGCAAAGCUUUUCUGUAUAGGCUGUUUUAUGGAACUACAUGAAAUGUAUUCAUUCAUUUAACCUUUAUUUAUUCUCAAAACAUAUGAUCGAAUACUGUCCAACGAGAAGCCCCUGGCAUGGCAGUACUGGAUUCUA